Rhipicephalus microplus (southern cattle tick) is the source of this 902-nucleotide messenger RNA. RefSeq names its product EEF1A lysine methyltransferase 2. The record is from RefSeq and is a predicted model, not a curated record. Gene Ontology annotation, cellular component: cytoplasm. Gene Ontology annotation, molecular function: protein-lysine N-methyltransferase activity. Lineage: Eukaryota; Metazoa; Arthropoda; Arachnida; Ixodida; Ixodidae.
UUUUCACGACACUAGGAAAACCUUCUAGCCUCUAUGACAUGGCGCUCUCCUCGCGUCUUUCGUGUGGACACGUGUGUGACAAUUCAAGCGAGUUGAAUCCGUCGGAGCUUGGGACAAAAACAUACUGGGAAGAAGCAUAUCAAGAUGAGCUGAGUAACUUCACAAGUCAUGGCGAUGUUGGUGAAGUGUGGUUCGGCAGCAAGAAUGAACAUCGUGUCACUACAUGGAUGCUGCAGCAUGCUGAGAAGGCAAGCCAUAUUCUGGACAUCGGUUGUGGAAAUGGACACCUCCUCAUACACUUGGCCAAGGAGGGCUUCACCAAUCUGACAGGAGUUGACUUCAUUGAGAAUGCGGUGACUCUUGCAAGGAAACUGGCAGCCAAGGAGGCUGUUGUUGUCCUCUUUGAAGUGGGCGACAUUUUGGAACAGGAACUGCCAUGUCCCUGUUUCUCAAGGAAAUACGACUUCGUUUUGGACAAAGACCCCUGUAACCUUUUGCGCUCUGUGGAAGAAAUGUUACUAAGCUUAUGGUGCGGACAACACGACCCUCACCUCGUAUCUCUUCCCAACUUCCUUUCAGACUGUGCAGAACGAACAUACGAUGCUAUCAGCCUCUGUCCAGACAAUCCACAAGAAAAGCGCAUGCAUUACCUCCAAGUUGUGUCCCGAAUUCUAGCACCUGGAGGCCACUUUGUGAUUGUGUCAUGCAACUGGACACAAGAAGAGCUCACAGAUCACUUUGACAGAGAGCUAGUGCUCGUGGAUACCAUACCAACACCUACGUUUUCAUUUGGUGGUAGCCAAGGAAGAUCUGUCACAGCACUGGUUUUUGGGUUCAAGUCUUCCAGGGUGAAAACUUAAUGUUUCUAUGCUUAUUCAUUAAAUGUAUUUCAUCUCUGAAAA